AUGGCAGACUUUCCUCCAAACCCUGAAGAUGGAGAGCUAUGGCUUCCUUCUGAUGUUUUUCUUGAAAUUGUGUCCACAACAACUGUUCAAAAUAAGAACAAGAAUCUUGUUCAUGGUCCUCCCACCACCUUAAAAUCUUCUGCCUAUGUUGCCCCAAAAAAUCAGAAAUGUGACGCUUUUUGUGGUGUGAAGCCAAAUGGGAAGAAUCCCAUUGGCAAAAGAGAUCCAAGUGUUAACCAUGGCAGCCAUCCAUGGUGGAGUCAUGGAUUUCAAGUUGUAUCUGGACCCUUUAACGUCUACCAUUCAAAGAUCACGAUACCGACUCAUCAAGCUCAAGGUUUUAAAAACGGGCAAGCUAUGUUUGUCCAUGGAAAAUCUGAAGGCACUGGGGUUUUUCUUCCUCGUUUUAAGAAAUCACCCUCGAAGGAAAUUGGGGUAUUGCCUAGAGGGACUGGUGUGUUCCUUAAUCAUCAAGUUAUGGACAAAAACAAAAAUGGUGGUGAAAAGAAUGAUCAGGAGUUCAAAAAGAAGAAACAAUUUGGCAAGGACGAAAGUGAGGAAAAUAAGAGAUUUGAGUCUCAAUUGACACAUGAUAAUCAAAUAUCUUUACCUAAGGAAUGGACAUAUUCAGCUCUCUAG
Messenger RNA from Dovyalis caffra, 639 nucleotides. The record is from the annotation of a GenBank genome assembly. Lineage: Eukaryota; Viridiplantae; Streptophyta; Magnoliopsida; Malpighiales; Salicaceae.